Molecule: messenger RNA, 615 nt
Organism: Stegodyphus dumicola
Lineage: Eukaryota; Metazoa; Arthropoda; Arachnida; Araneae; Eresidae
Source: RefSeq, a predicted model, not a curated record
AUGAAGUUUCAGUUAAUGAAAGAAGACGAAGAAAUAGUUGACGAAGAACAGUUUAGUGAUCACCGAUCGAAUUCUGAAGAGGAAUUAGACUCAAGCGAUGGUUCUAGUAAUGAAUCAAGUACUUCAGUGUCCGCGAAUUGUUAUUUUGGCAAAGAUAAAGUCACAAAAUGGAAUAAAAAAGAACCAAGACUGGAUGUGAGAACUCGUGCUCACAACAUCGUGACAAAAUUGCCCGGAAAUGUUGGUGAAGCAAAAUGGGAAAUUGAUAAACUGGCUCCGAUAAGAAAUGUUUUUAAAAAGUUCGUUGAAAAUUGCAAAAACGUUUACAGUCUUGGCGAAUACGUCACAAUUGAUGAAAAAUUAGAGCCCUUUCGAGGAAGAUGCUCCUUUCGUCAAUACAUUCUAAGUAAACCUGCAAAAUAUGGAAUUAAAGUUUUUGCUCUAGUUGAUGCAAGGACAUUUUACACUUCAAAUCUUGAAAUUUAUGCAGCAAGACAACCCACAGGGCCGUAUAGCUUAGACAAUGGUCCUCCUAAAGUAGUCCAGAGGUUGGUGGAGCCUAUUUUGAACUCAGGACGAAACCUUACCGUUGACAAAAGAAAAUUACGCUCUUAG